Zea mays is the source of this 1629-nucleotide messenger RNA. RefSeq lists its product as uncharacterized. The transcript has 3 exons. The coding region runs from base 420 to 1139 and encodes 239 amino acids. The record is from RefSeq and is marked predicted. NCBI's taxonomy places the organism in Eukaryota, Viridiplantae, Streptophyta, Magnoliopsida, Poales, Poaceae.
UGAUCUUUCCUCGAGCUCGAUAAACAAAUAUCGACGCGCAGCGUGCCUCCCGCUAACUAAACGAUCUCCACAGCUCCUCAUCCUUCUGCGUUGCCGCCCUCGCUGUACCCUGCUGCUUACCCUUCAAGCCUGCCGACCAUCGCAUCAUCACUAGCUUUUUUUCUUCACUUCUGCUCGGCGUCUCUUGUUUGCUGUUGGCUGUUGGCUUCAUAAGCGCAAGGAAGGACGAGAGAUAGAGCGACGAAGUAUCUUGCUCGGAACUCUCCCACAGCUGGGCUCUGAGAUGAGUAAUGGGUUCUGAGGAUAGAGCCGCGCGAGCUUCCUCCCGUUCUGCGUCCCUGCGACGUAUGGGCACUGCCCGGGGGCUAUGACCUGUAACCAAAGAAGAGGGAAAAUGCGAGAUAAGCAGCGGCUGGACCAUGAUAACCAGGGAUGCAGGUAUGGCUGUUGAUUUGCUUCGUGUUCACAGAAUCCUCUCCACCCUGUUGGAGACAAAGGGGAUAACCGUCACGAGAUAUAUAGAAGGUAGAGGUAAUACCCAGAAAACAACCGAAUUGUUGCUGGAAGCUGGUGAGCAAGAGCUUUUACGCACCUGGGAAGACCCAAUGGACGAGCAGUGCAAACAGGACAGCAAGGACUCGAUUCGGAGAACAAUCGUGGAGCAUGAUAAGGUCUUCAGGCAGCAGGUGCAUGAGCUGCAUCGUUUGUACCAUGUACAAAAAACAUUGAUGGCUGAAUGCGAUAGCCAUAGGUAUCAACCGAGAGCAGAAGGAACUCAUGAAGUGGUGCAGGGAUCAAGGUCGAACCUCAAGUGCAGUCCUUCUACCUCAGGGACAAACCAAUCUGCUCUCCUUGGUAAUGCACAAUACCCAGCUCCGCAGCAAGUACAAGAAGAUUUGAGUCUCCAUGAAUGCAAGCCGGUGAACUGCCUCAGCCUCUUCGGUGAAGAAAACUCAGCAGCCAAAGAAAGGUUUCACGGGGAGAACCAUAAAUCAGUUGAAGAUGAAAGCUGGAGCGCCGCUGUAGAGAGUGAUCUUGACCUCAAACUGAGCAUCGGCCCCAGCUCACAUUCACCAGAAACACCGCGCUGGCUAUUCUCAGGAAGCAGGGAAAGAAACCCUUCUGGCCAGCAUCGAUGAGAGCAAGCUAGUAAAUAUCUGAUCAUUCAGUUUGGGGGCAGGAGAAGCAAAACACAGCACACUAGAGUUUCAUAUGCUGAGAAAGCUGAAGCCUCCAUUAAAAAUGGCAUGUGGAUUUGUGGAAAUACAGGUCUCAAGAAAAAUACACUUCUAGCUCCUAUGGCGGGCGCCUUGGCCAAAAACAGAAACAAAGCCCAGAAAGGCUUCCACCAGAUUUCAAUCAGAAUUCUUUAGUAUGCCAAAAAUGUAGAACCUCAAAGGUCCCAAUGCUUGCUAUGGGUAGGAUAGGACUGCACUAAUGUUAUGGCAAGUAAAGGAUUGGUAACAAUUCAGGUCUUGCUUGCCUUGUGCAUAAUUUUGAGUUUCAGAGCAAAAGUGAUAAGAAAAAACAUUAGGUAAGUAUUGAAUUUGAAAGAACCAAACAAUCCCUUUCAGUUCUCAUACACCAAUAAUUAUAUAGUCACAUUCAGCAGUAUACUUAGUGUUUUUC